GGCGCGGGGCCCGGGAGGCCGACGCCGCCGGGGCCGCGAGUGCCAGAGGCCUCCACUCGCUCCCGAGGGCCCCUACGGGCGGGCACGCUGCUCGGGGCCCUUAGGCCAGGACCCGUCUCCCUCUCCACAGCGUCGCCAUGUCCUCGGUGUUUGGGAAACCCCGCGCGGGCAGCGGGCAGCAGAGCGCACCCCUCGAGGUCAACUUGGCUAUCCUGGGGCGCCGCGGGGUGGGCAAGUCCGAGGAUACCUACAGCUCCGAGGAGACCGUGGACCACCAGCCUGUCCACCUGAGGGUCAUGGACACUGCAGACCCGGACACCCCCAGGAACUGUGAGCGCUACCUGAACUGGGCCCACGCCUUCCUGGUGGUGUACAGCGUCGACAGCCGCCAGAGCUUUGAGGGCAGCAGCAGCUACCUGGAGCUGCUCGCUCUGCAUGAGAAGGAGACGCAGCGCAGCUACCCUGCUCUGCUGCUGGGCAACAAGCUGGACAUGGCCCAGUACAGGCAGGUCACUCAGGCAGAGGGCAUGGCCUUGGCGGGCAGGUUCGGGUGCCUGUUUUUCGAGGUCUCUGCCUGCCUGGACUUCGAGCACGUGCAGCACGUCUUCCACGAGGCAGUACGGGAGGCACGGCGGGAGAUGGAGAAGAACUCCCUGGCCAGGCCCCUCUUCAUCUCCGAGGAGAGGGCCCUGCAUCACCAGGCCCCACUCACGGCCCGGCACGGGCUGGCCAGCUGCGCCUUCAACACACUUUCUACUGCUAGCCUGAAGGAGAUGCCUGCUGUGGCCCAGGCCAAGCUGGUCACUGUAAAGUCAUCCCGGGCUCAGAGCAAGCGCAAGGCACCCACCCUGACACUGUUGAAGGGCUUCAAGAUCUUCUGA
This is a messenger RNA of Mesoplodon densirostris (Blainville's beaked whale), 881 nucleotides long. It is a transcript of the gene RASL12, whose product is annotated as RAS like family 12. Lineage: Eukaryota; Metazoa; Chordata; Mammalia; Artiodactyla; Ziphiidae. Gene Ontology annotation, molecular function: GTPase activity; GTP binding. Bases 138 to 881 code for a protein of 247 amino acids. The record is from RefSeq and is a predicted model, not a curated record. The transcript has 4 exons.